This is a messenger RNA of Equus quagga, 513 nucleotides long. It is a transcript of the gene ADCYAP1, whose product is annotated as adenylate cyclase activating polypeptide 1. The record is from RefSeq and is a predicted model, not a curated record. Gene Ontology annotation, biological process: adenylate cyclase-activating G protein-coupled receptor signaling pathway; positive regulation of transcription by RNA polymerase II; positive regulation of protein kinase activity. Gene Ontology annotation, molecular function: pituitary adenylate cyclase activating polypeptide activity; peptide hormone receptor binding; neuropeptide hormone activity. Lineage: Eukaryota; Metazoa; Chordata; Mammalia; Perissodactyla; Equidae. Gene Ontology annotation, cellular component: neuron projection; extracellular region; perikaryon. The coding region runs from base 1 to 513 and encodes 170 amino acids. The transcript has 4 exons.
AUGACCAUGUGUAGCGGAGCGAGGCUGGCCCUGCUGCUCUACGGGAUAAUAAUGCACAGCAGCGUCUACUGCUCACCUGCCGCCGCUGGACUCCGGUUCCCCGGGAUCAGGCCAGAGGACGAGGCGUACGACGAGGACGGAAACCCGUUUCUGGACUUCUACGACCCGGAGCCGCCAGGCGCGGGGAGCCCCGCCUCCGCGCUCUACUACCCCGCGGAGAGGAGAGAUGUCGCCCAUGGGAUCCUUAACAAGGCGUACCGCAAAGUGCUGGACCAGCUGUCCGCCAGGAAAUACCUGCAGACGCUCGUGGCCAAGGGCCUGGGUGGGAACCUGGGCGGCGGCGCGGAGGACGACUCGGAGCCGCUCUCCAAGCGCCACUCAGACGGAAUCUUCACGGACAGCUACAGCCGCUACCGGAAACAAAUGGCUGUCAAGAAAUACUUGGCGGCCGUCCUAGGGAAAAGGUAUAAACAAAGGGUUAAAAACAAAGGACGCCGAAUAGCGUAUUUGUAG